This is a messenger RNA of Periconia digitata, 837 nucleotides long. The record is from the annotation of a GenBank genome assembly. NCBI's taxonomy places the organism in Eukaryota, Fungi, Ascomycota, Dothideomycetes, Pleosporales, Periconiaceae.
AUGGAAGGUUCGAGAUGUGGGAGCAACCGGCUAACGCCAUGCGGACUAGCGGCUACCGCCGCCUUCGACUCAUUGCCUCUCACCCUGCCGCCGUCUCUGGGUUCGCUCUGCCUAGGAUACAUAAACGGGACGCUGAUCCAUUAUCAUUCGACUUCUCUUCUUAUUCACUCACCCGAGAUACAAACGUGCCGCCUGUCUAUCAAACCUCCCCGAAAAGGACACCCUCGCAACUUAUUCAAGGACGAAUCCCUCGGCUGCCUGACGUCGACACCCCCACUACACACCCACCCACCUUACCUCUAUUCCAACCUCAACCUUCAAAUCUUUUUAAAACCCAUCACUCAACACCAAACAACGAUCAAAAUGAGUGACGACUGGAACUCUGUGACCAAGAUUGGCUCCCGCACCCGUGGCGGCCCUGCUGGUCCCCGUGAGACGGUUGUCAAGGGCAAAUCCGCACUCAAUGCUGCCCAGCGGAGCGGCGGUAUCGUUGCCACUGAGAAGAAGUACGGCACUACUAAUGCUGGCGGUUCCACCGAAGGCCAACGCCUCACCAAAGUAGACCGCUCCGACGACAUCAUCAAGCCCAAGACCGUCGGCACUGUCGUUGGCCAAGCCAUAUCGAAAGCCCGUUCCGAGGCAAAGAACGACAAAGGCACCACCAUGACCCAGAAAGAUCUCGCCACCAAGUGCAACUCAACACCCAACAUCAUCGCCGACUUCGAGCGUGGUACUGCGGCUCCUGACCAGAAGCUUCUGGGCAACAUGGAGAGGGUACUGAAUGUUAUCUUGAGGGGUGACAAGAUUGGUCAACCCAAGUUUGGCAAGAAGAAAUAA